AUGGAAUACGAGAGGGUGCAGAAGUUACAGACUGGUAUAAUAUCUCCAAGUAAGUUGAGGAUGAAGCUAAUGGGGCCUCACCAUCUCAGGAAGAAGGAUGGAUCAAAUAGUGAUUCUUCAAGAACAUCUCCUGCCAGGCUUGAGGAUUCAGUAUUUGUGAAGAACCGACUAUUGGCCACACGAAGUGGAGAUUUUGAGGAUGAAGCUUCCAGUUUAGAAGUUCCGCCAACAAAAUACAGUAGUAGUUCAGUGUUAGCUGCAAGCCAAGGAGAUGGUAUUUUGUCGCAACCAAGAGGGCUCGUGCUGAGGGAAAAUGAUAAUGUGGGCAGUUUCAAAAUGCAGCUAGUUUCAAUUGGCGAUGUUAGUAAUUUUAGUUCAGCGCAACCUAUGAGGAUAAAUGAAGAUGAGAUUCUUGAUUAUGACAGUACUUCGAGCUUCGAGUUUCAUAAAGGGGAGAGAUCGCUGCAUCAUCCUGCGAAUAGAUCAUUCUCAAGACCUUUGCCAUCCAAAUGGAAUGAUGCUGAGAAGUGGAUUAUGAAUAGGCAAAACAUUCAAUCUAAUAAUUCGAAGAAGACCAACAGACACAAUCAAGUGAACUGGGUACCUGACACUAAUAUGGUGAGAGUUGUCCCAGAGUCCACUGGUUCUGAAAAUAAGUUAUCUGUCAAGCACGUUGAUUUCUGUCAGCCUGCAUCACAAACAGGGGCGUGGAAGUCUGCUUUUGCUUCACAAGGAGCUCAACCCUUUUCAGGUCAAGGAAAUGGAGUGAAUGCAUUAAUCGAUUUGUGCCCUGAAAGCAAGGAUUUGAUGGAGGUGGAAACUAUGGGUUCGUCUUGCCUAAAGACCAUGACAGAAGAUACUUCAGGCAUUCCAGCACCAAGAUCAGUUACAAUGAGAGACAUGGGAACAGAAAUGAGUCCAAUUCCAAGUCAAGAGCCUUCAAGGAGUGCUACUCCUGUAGGUUCCACAACCCCAUUCCGUAGCCCAACUUCUUCUCUGCCAUCCACUCCUCGAAGAAGAGAGCCAGCAACCUAUCCGAUAGAGCACUCAGAUAAGAAUGAUUUGCAACUUUCAGCUGAAAAUUUGAAAACAGAAUUGUCUGAUCAAGAACAAAAGCUCGACACAAGAAGAGAAAUUAUAGCUCUUGGUGUCCAACUUGGUAAGAUGAAUAUUGCUGCUUGGGCAAGUAAAGAUGAUAAAGAGAAAAGUAAUUCCAGAAAUGAAACCAUUGAUUCUAACGAGCUUGAAGGGAUUGAAUAUGCAAAACGGGCAGCUGUGUGGGAAGAAGCUGAGAAAUCUAAAUAUGCUGCCAGGUUUAAACGAGAAGAAAUAAAAAUCCAAGCAUGGGAAAGUCAACAGAAGGCAAAGCUUGAAGCUGAGAUGAGGAAGAUAGAGGCCCAAAUUGAGCAAAUGAAAGCUCAAGCUCAAGCAAAGAUGGUGAAGAAGAUAGCAAUGGCAACACAAAAAUCAGAGGAAAUGCAGGCUGCUGCAGAAGCUAGAAAAAAUCGACAGGCUGAAAAAACUGCUGCAAAUGCAGAGUACAUUCGCCAAACAGGUCGAAUUCCAUCAUCCCCUUUUACGUGCUGUGGUUGA
This is a messenger RNA of Fraxinus pennsylvanica, 1593 nucleotides long. NCBI's taxonomy places the organism in Eukaryota, Viridiplantae, Streptophyta, Magnoliopsida, Lamiales, Oleaceae. The record is from the annotation of a GenBank genome assembly.